GCGGUGGCGGCGGCGGCGGGGGGCGGUGGGCGGCGGGGCCAGCUUUGCCCUGCCAGGACCUGCCGGGCUCCAUUCACGCCAACAAGUUUGGGAGAAUGUUGAGUUCAAUCACGCCGGAGCCGCGAUGGAGCGCAGCGCACUGCAGUGGGUCGGCGCCCCGUGCGGCUCGCACGGCCCCUACGUCUUCUACAGGGCGUUCCGCUUCCAGCGGCGCGGCGGCGGCCGGGCGCGGGUCCUCUCCCUCGGUGACUUCUUCUUCGUGCGGUGCCGCGCGGAGGAGCCCGCCUGCAUCGCGGAGCUGCAGCUGCUCUGGGAGGAGCGCACCAGCCGGCAACUUCUCUCCAGCGCCAAACUUUAUUUUCUCCCCGAGGACACCCCCCAGGGCAGGACCAGUGACCAUGGCGAGGAUGAAGUUAUUGCUGUUUCAGAGAAAGUUACUGUAAAGCUUGAGGACUUGGCAAAAUGGGCACAGUCCGAUUUCUCCAAGUGGAAGUGUGGUUUCCGGGCUGAGCCGGUCAAGCUGAUGGAUGUGGGGAAGAAUGGGCAGAAGGAGGCUUUGAUGAGAUACAGACAAUCCACGCUCAACAGUGGCUUGAACUUCAAAGACAUCCUGAAGGAAAAGGCUGACCUUGGUGAGGAUGAUGAAGAUUCAAACCUGCUAAUUCUGAGCUACCCACAGUACUGUCGAUAUCGUUCCAUGUUGAAGCGCAUUCAGGACAAGCCUUCGUCAAUACUAACAGACCAGUUUGUCUUAGCCCUGGGGGGCAUUGCAAUAACCAGCAAGAAUCCCCAAAUCUUCUACUGUCGGGAUACAUUUGAUCACCCUACUCUAAUAGAAAAUGAAAGUAUAUGCGAUGAGUUCGCACCAAAUCUUAAAGGCAGACCACGCAAAAAGAAGCCUUGCCCACAGAGAAGAGAUUCAUUAAAUGGCAUUAAGGAUUCCAACAAUAAUUCUGAAAGCAAAGCUGUUGCCAAGGUAAAAUAUGAGGCUAAAUCAGCUUUGCCCAAACCCAAGAGUAACAACAGCAACUGUAAAAAAGGCUCAAGUGAGGAUAAAUCAAAGAUUGCCAUAGGUGAAGAAUGCAGAGCUGAUGAGCAGGCUUUCCUUGUGGCUCUUUAUAAAUAUAUGAAAGAAAGAAAAACACCAAUUGAACGAAUACCCUAUUUAGGUUUUAAGCAGAUUAACCUUUGGACUAUGUUUCAAGCUGCUCAAAAACUGGGAGGAUAUGAAACAAUAACAGCCCGUCGACAAUGGAAACAUAUUUAUGAUGAAUUAGGUGGUAACCCUGGAAGCACGAGUGCUGCUACAUGUACUCGCAGACAUUAUGAAAGAUUAAUCCUGCCAUAUGAAAGAUUUAUUAAAGGAGAGGAAGAUAAGCCACUGCCUCCAGUGAAACCUCGAAAACAGGAUAACUGUUCCCAGGAGAGUGAAGUGAAAACAAAAGUGUCUGGAACAAAACGCAUCAAAAAUGAAAACCAAAAGAGCAAGAAGGAAAAAGAUAAUGCACAGAAGCCCCAAGAUGCACCUGAGGUUUCAUCAGAACAAGAGAAGGAUCAAGAAUCAGCAGACCAGAAAAAUUUCCCUGAACACCCUACAGUGGGAGAGAUGAAACAACCUGUGCAUGGCCCUCCGUCUCUUUUACCAGAGACAGCUCGGCCACUGCCCCUGGAAAAGACAGACCUGACAGAAAACAGCACGAACAAUGAAAAAACUAAGGAGGAGGUUCAGCACUCGUCCUCUUUCUCAAGUACAUCCAUGCCCCCAGAAGAAGACACUGUUCUGGAUGCCACCAUCACAAAGCGAUUACACCCCCCACCAGAUGCCCUGGAGGACAAAAAGCCUGAACAAAGACUACACAAAGCUUUUACUGACAGCUUAGAAAACGAACCUGCAGAAAUGCCCUUCACAGCUUUCCCAGUCCAGCUGCCCACUCAGAGCGACAUGGAAGAUGACAAAUUGCCAGAGAUGGCCGAUUACAUCGCAAACUGCACAGUGAAAGUGGACCAGCUGGGAAAUGAAGAUAUCCACAAUGCUCUAAAGCAAACACCCAAAGUACUGGUGGUGCAGAACUUUGACAUGUUCAAGGAAAAAGAGCUGCCUGGGUCAAUGAACGAUGACUCCACUUUUGGUUACACACCGCUGCUUUACUCAAAGGGUAAUCCAGGCAUCAUGUCACCCCUGGCAAAGAAGAAGCUGCUGUCUCAGGUCAGUGGGGCAGCUCUGUCAUGCAGCUAUCCUUACGGUUCUCCUCCACCUUUGAUCAGCAAAAAGAAACUGAACAGCAGAGAUGAACUGUCCUCAAGCAUGUCGCAAGGUCCCCAUGCCCCUAAUUCUGAUCCUGUAGCAAUUAAUAGGCCCUCAGUCAUACAGCAUGUACAGAGUUUUAAAACCAAGGAAGAAAGGAAAUCAAUUAAUGAUGUUUUUAAACAUGACAUGCUAAGUAAACCAGAUCCUCAGCGCUGUGAUUUUUCAAAACAUCACCUCAGUUCUCUUGCCGAGUCAUACGUACCGAAGACAGAUGUCCAGGACUGCAAAGAUAAAAUGAGUGAGAAAAGGGGACUGCAGCACUCCCAUGUGCCCACUUUUUUGGCAGAUUUUUAUUCAUCACCUCAUCUGCACAGCCUUUAUAGGCACACAGAACACCACCUUAAUAAUGAACAGACAUCAAAGUACCUCCCCCGGGACAUGUUCAGAGAGUCUGAAAAUAUUUCUACUUUUACUCAACACAAACACCCAGAAAAACUAAAUUUAAAUUAUCGCCCAUCUUUGCAUCAGCAAGAAAAAAAGACAGCAGUGGAAGCCUCUUCAGAUGAUCAGCCAACAGAUUUGAGUCUUCCAAAGAGCAUACACAAACAGACUGCAAAGGCUCUGGGCUCCAGCCUGCCUCAUUCAUCCAUGGCCCAGCAAGAAGGCAAAGGUAUCUCCCCUUUCCAGUCUGCGAGCAGCCAGGCGGUGAGCCUAGACUGUAGUCCCAAAGCUUGCCGUGUGUCCCCCAUGGCCAUGACAGCCUCGAAGAAACACAGUGAGUUGCUCCACAGGUCUGGGAAGCAGCAGGCCCAGAGGCUGGAGAAUCUGAGGAAGAUAGAGGGGAUGGUGCAUCCUAUCAUCAGCCGCAGAACGAGCCCUCAAAACGUGGGGGCUGCCCGGCCUUUGAAACGGAGCCUGGAGGAUUUGGACAAAGUCAUUUCUGAAAAAAAAAUCCGAGCUGUCUCUCCUCUGCACUUACCAAAGGAGACCGCAGCGAAAGACAAGGUUCCCGACCCAGAGGGGGAAGGCAGCAAGCCGGUGCAUGGCCUCCAUUCUGGCAGCAUGCUGGAAAGCCACAAAUAUCCCCUUUCAGCCCCCAUCUUCCCAGGCUUGUAUCCGGGAAGCCUGUGCACAGGGCUGAACAAUCGCCUCCCGCCUGGGUAUUCUCAUCCCCUCCAGUACUUGAAAAAUCAGACCGUGCUCUCCCCACUAAUGCAGCCUUUGGCUCUUCAUUCCUUCAUGGUGCAGAGACAAUUCCUCACAUCCCCUGCAAACUCUCAGCAACUGUACAGACACUUAGCUGCAGCAACACCUGUAGGAAGUUCCUACGGUGACCUUUUGCAUAACAGCAUUUAUCCUUUAGCUGCUAUAAACCCUCAAGCCGCGUUCCCACCUUCCCAGCUAUCCUCUGUACACCCCAGCACAAAACUGUAAGUCGCCUCGCUCACAAAAGAAGGUCUGAGGAGAAAAGUUAAGUUAGUGACAUUCCUCCCCCUGUGACGAUGCCUCGCAGACUUAGCAAUCUGUAUUUUUGUCAACCAGGAUGCAGUCGUGUCUUGCCUAGAGGAGCGCUUCAGCGUUUGAUGGAGACAGGACUGCUUCUUUAAAUCUGGCUCCCACAUCAGUCCCCUCACCCUUUAUCCCUGCCCCAGAGAAAGAAAACCAACAACAAAAACAAAAAAAAAAAAGGGAGAAAAAAAACCAUUGGAUCUUGCAUAUGUGUUUUCUGAAAGGACUUGUAUAUGGUAAGAGCAGAUGUUCAAAGGGAGCCGUGGAAAUGCAGGCCCAGUCCUGAGCUCACUGAAGUCCCAUGCAAGGGCUGUGUUUGCCUUUCACUGAGCCGAGGACCAGAGGCCAUGCGCUGUUGCCAAUGACUCAAGGACUUGAAAUGAACCUGGAAAGGAGAAGUGGGCCGAGAAUCCAUAAAAUCAGUGGAUGUGCUUUUUUGGGUAACUUUUCCUGACUUUUAAAGAUUCAAUCAAUGCAAUGUAUAGUAAAACGGCAAUAGAUUCUUCAUUUUGACACUAUUAGAACAGAAGGGUAAACACUGUUCAGUUUGACUGUACAUAUCCACUUCGUAAACUACCAGUGUCACAUUUGGUCACAGUAAUUUAUAUAGUUCUGUUUGUCCAGUAUAUUCUGUGCUCUUUAUGUUUGGUUUUUUGUUUUUGGUUUCUUUUCUUCUUUUUUUUUUUUUUAAAUUAAACAGUAUCAUUUUAUCUGCAACUUUUUUUAAGGCUGUGGCUGUCCUAUUUUUUUUUCCUUUAUGUGUCUGUAAUUUUUCCAGUUUCUUUAUACUUUCGAGCAGCAUUUUUGUUUUGUUUUUGUGGUAACGUUUACUGUUUACAAACUGAAGCAACUGGUUAAGAUUAAUCUUAAUGGCUAUAAACAUACUGUAGGUAAUGUUAUGGUGCAAGGGUGCCAACAAGGUUCCUUUCCCCACGAUCUGCCCCUGUGAGGUGCAGAGCACCUCUUGCCCUCCUCCCAUAGUUGUGAUGGCUCCCACACCGCUUCUCCCCUCCCACUGAGUUUUGCUUUCCCGUAUCGUGGUCCAUGAAUUUGUCGAGUGUUGUACUUAACCUUACCUAGGCUGUGAAACCUUCCUGCCUACCAGAGAAACGGUCUAGAAAACAAAACCUCCCUGGCACGAGCUGCUGGAUGACAAAAGAGCCCAGAAAAUGGAUUUGUGGUUUGUGAGAAUGUCGAGAAUUUCAGAAAUCGGGACAGGGGCCAGGGCUGAUUUGGGUCAGAAGCUUACGGGUCCUGUGCCUCACGAGCAGGCUGGGGUAGGAUGGGUAGGAGAUUGCAUGCAGUGGUUGGGAUGGACCUUUCACACCCCCAAGGGUAUCUCAGCCUCUCCCUGGGCAUCCGUUUACAGGGGGAAAGCCUGGGUGUGUAAGGGCUGAGUUUUCCUAAAGAAAGAGCUUCCCUACGGCUGUAUAUUCACUUUGCAGGACAUCACCACAAUGCAGCCAAGCACAGACAUUGAUAAAGCAAAGUGUGACCUGGAGGCUUUUUAGAAUGUGAAAAUUGGUUGUGAUUCAAACCAUCUCAGUUACUGUUCAAAGACAGCAUAAUCAAUAUGAAAAGAAAAAUGGAAACUACUAAGAAACACUUUGCAUGCUAGGCAUGUCAUUAAAUUUUCCCGUGAUAUGAAGCCAAAUACAAUAUAUAAUGUAUCAUAUUUAAUAUCCAAAGGUGGAAACCAGAAUAAUAUACUCAUCUACUGUUAAAGAUCCAGCUUCUUCAAUUAAAUACUUUAUAUUCCUGUGGUAAAGCUAUAUUUAAAUGAUCAAUAAACAGACUAGUAGAACUUAGAACAUGGAUGUACCAGUGCAGAGCAUCCUGCUGCUCCACAAAUCGUACAGGAAACAGAACCACAGGCUCAUCCAGGCAGAGGCCACAGUGUGGAGGACAUCUGUAGUAAAGUUGCACUAGAUCUUAAUCAUGUGAGAAUCAGGGGUUUGGGGGUAGGGAGGAAGAGGGCGGGGGGAAGGGGAGAGAAUAUCGAAAUCUACAGCAAAUGCAAACAGAAGCUUGUUGUGUGUUUGGCAAAGCAGACACUUCUCUUCCGUCUUCUGGUUGUGUGUCCUGGAAUCGUGCAUUUGUUUAUGCGAAUUGUCUGAUUUCCCUUUUGGUCACAUCCCGUUGGAGUUCCAUGGUAGGCUUUUUGGAGCUGUGCUGGGGCAGCGCAGGGCUGGGGGACAGAGAGAGGGAGGGAAGGAUCCUUGCUUGCCCCAUGAGGAAGCUGCCAGCUGCUGGCUGGGGAAGCUCAUCAUAUACUGUGCGAAUAGUAAGG
Molecule: messenger RNA, 6047 nt
Organism: Pezoporus occidentalis (night parrot)
Lineage: Eukaryota; Metazoa; Chordata; Aves; Psittaciformes; Psittacidae
Gene: ARID5B
Product: AT-rich interaction domain 5B
Exons: 10
Coding region: 125-3682 (1185 amino acids)
Biological process (GO): regulation of transcription by RNA polymerase II
Cellular component (GO): nucleus
Molecular function (GO): transcription cis-regulatory region binding
Source: RefSeq, a predicted model, not a curated record